This is a messenger RNA of Helianthus annuus (common sunflower), 1359 nucleotides long. RefSeq lists its product as uncharacterized. The transcript is spliced from 4 exons. The coding region runs from base 1 to 1359 and encodes 452 amino acids. The record is from RefSeq and is a predicted model, not a curated record. Lineage: Eukaryota; Viridiplantae; Streptophyta; Magnoliopsida; Asterales; Asteraceae.
AUGGAUCCUAGUUUAGCCGCUGUUUUGGAAAACGUGACUAGGGAACUUAAGGAGAUUAAGGCUAAGGUAGACAAAUGUGAGUUUUGCCGAGGGGGUCACGAUACGAGUGCGUGUCCAUUGCUAGUUGGUGAGGAGCAAGUUGAUUUCGUAGGAGGAGGUUUCGGUAGAGGUCAACCUAAUAGGUUUGCUCAAAAUCCAAAUAGGGGUCAAGGUUCACUUUUUGGUGGGGGUUCAAAUGGGCAGUUCAACAAGGGGUUCAAUGGGCAGGUCAAGGAUGGGGGGUCAGGUAGUCAGGUUCAGCCAUGUCAAGGUUCAAGUUAUGAUCUAGGAGGUAGCCUAGAGAGAAUGGAAGCUAUGAUGAGCCAACUAGUUGUUAGGGACCAAACCACCCAAAAGACACUUAGUGAACAUGACCUUAUGCUUAAGAACCAUCAAGCCUCUUUCCAAGACCUCCAAAGGGUCGUAGGUGAUAUGUCUAGGAAGUUAGAGGAGAGAUUGCCCGGUCAGUUUGCGGGGAACCCUAGAGUUGAAGAGAGAGUAGUUGAUGAGGAUGGGGAUAUUGUAGACGAGGAGAUAGAGAUGGAGGCUCCCGGCAAAGUGCAAACGAGGCUAAGCCCAGCAAGUACCGCACAGCCCGGUGAGUCUCAAGGUGAGAAGGAAGUUGAGAAAACGCCCGUAGACAUUAGACCUUCACCCCUAGUGGACCAUUCGAGAGUCCCGUUCCCUUCACGUCUUAGGAACCAAAAAUACUCAAGGGAAUACGGGCAAUUUUUAGAUAUCUUCAAGCAAUUGAAGAUUAAUCUUCCUUUCAUCGAGGCACUUCAGUCGAUGCCUAAGUAUGCAAAAUUCUUGAAAGAUCUUCUUAGGAAUAAAGAGAAGUUAGGGGAGUUGUCCAAUGUCCCGUUGAAUGGAGGGUGUUUCGCCGUUGUGUUAAAUAAGCUUCCCGAAAAGCUUACCGAUCUCGGUGUUUUCCCUAUUCCUUGUCUAUUUGGUAGUAAUACCAACACUAAAGCUUUAGCCGACUUAGGGGAAGGUUCCGAGCUACCCGUCAUUAUAUCGUCAAAGUUGGAGGAGAGUGAGAAGUUAAGGUUGUUGGAGGUAUUGAGGGCCAACAAAGAGGUCAUUGCAUGGAGGUUGUCCGACAUCAAGGGCAUUAGCCCUUCCUAUUGCACCCACCGGAUACUCAUGGAGGAUGAUUAUAAACCGGUGGUGCAACCCCAAAGGCGGCUUAACCCCAACAUGCAAGAUGUUGUGAAGAAGGAGGUUCUUAAACUCCUAGAUGCCGGGAUGAUAUAUCCCAUUUCCGACUCUCCAUGGGUUAGUCCCACACAGAGAAGGGAGGGAUCACCGUUGUUAUGA